Molecule: messenger RNA, 708 nt
Organism: Notolabrus celidotus (New Zealand spotty)
Lineage: Eukaryota; Metazoa; Chordata; Actinopteri; Labriformes; Labridae
Gene: tmie
Product: transmembrane inner ear
Exons: 4
Coding region: 1-678 (225 amino acids)
Source: RefSeq, a predicted model, not a curated record
AUGGCUGGGGAUCAGCCUGUGUGUCCACCUCAGCUCCUGCUGCGGGGCUGGGGAGCAGUGCUGCUGUCUCAGUGCUUGUCCUCCGUGUUCUCCCAGGUCCCGGAUCCUGAGCUUUUACCGACAGAUCCUCCAAAGAAGCCCGAUCCUGUCAACUCAGAGACUGUUGUUUUCUGGGGGUUGAGGUUAUGGCAGGUCAUCGGCAUCUUCUCAGUGUUUGUUCUAGCUGUUGUCAUCACUCUAUGUUGUAUUUUUAAAUGCCGAAUCCCGAGAACAAAAAAGGAAAUCGAGGCACGACACGCGCAGAGGCUGGCCGCCAAAAAAUAUGCCAACACAUUAGAAACUGUGCCGCCUCUGAAUGAGCUGACUGAGAUCCCGGGAUCUGCAAAGGUAGAAGAGAAGGAGGAGGUAACAACAGUUUCUGGGAAAGUGGAUGGUGAAAAAGGAGAAAAGAAGACCAAGGAGGGCAAGAAAGAGGGCAAGGGUGCCAAAGAAGGGAAGGGAGAUGAGAAGGAUGCUAAGAAAGGUGAAAAGGGUGAAAAGGGACCAUCUAAAAAAGAUGCCAGUGAUGGGAAAGGAAAGAAACCUGGAGAGAAAGGUGACCGAGGGGACAAAGGAGAUAAGGGAGAAAAAGGAGGUAAGGGAGGAGCUAAAGGGGGAGCAAAGAAAGCUCAAAAGUGAAAUCUGCUUUUAUGGACACACUGAAGAUAC